UUGGAAUGUUUUCCGGUUGUUUCAGCCUCGGGCAACAAACCCUCGGUUAAAAAAGGAACUCCCAAAGCAAAGUCCCCCAAAACCACCCAGAUCACACCCGCUAAAGGAGCGCCCAAAAGACCUCUGAACGACUCGGAUGAGAGCAGUGACGAAUCUGAGUUAAAUGCAACUGCCAGUGAGUCCAUGCUAAAUGGCGUGUCUAAAAACAAGGAUAAAUGUUCAAAGUUGAAAAAGCCUGUGGUAUCCGUCCCGGAAACUUCAAGUGAACGUUCGCCACCUGGUUCUUACUUGCUCAUACCUCACCCACCGAGAGAUUUGACCAGCGUGAAGCAACUUCUAGCUACUCGUAACAUCAUGAUCUCCGAUAUCAAAGUCUUGCAUCAACCUGUUGCUAUCGCUAUAAUGGAUUCAGAAAAAGGUGUUGAUUCUGCUCUGUUGAACAAACCGUUGUCACUUGACGGGAACACUGUACAUCUGAUCCAAGUCAGUGGUUCAAAGGAGGCAAUGCUGGCUUUGUGUGAUGAAGGUGCAACAAAAACAUUAUUUGUCACUGGCAUACCGAAGUCAGUUUCGAUGGACUCCCUCAAGGCAGCGCUUCCUUCAGACUGCCGGGCUUGCUCGGUUACUCUGUUGAGCCAGGGUCCCCGGAAUAAGUUUUCCAAUGCAGCCUUCCUCAACUUUGCCUCCCCUGAGUUGGCAUCCAAGGCUAUGAAUUCACUUGCAAACGAACGAUUCGAAGGUCGAACGCUUCGAGUGAUCUACGGGAAAGAUAAACCAGUUCGGUUCCCAUCCCUGGAGGCUCGACGUGAGGCCCUCCGAGGCCCCAAAUUCAUUGCCGGCCAAAAGCUCACUGUCACUGUUGCCGGUGGCAUAGAUCGAAAUAUAGCAAUAGCCAAAAACCUGCCUUUUGACUGCACAAAUCAAGAUGUCCAAGCAUUAUUUCCCGAAGCUACCUCAGUCUCCAUUGACCUACGGAAAGAUGGAAAAUCUUCUGGAACUGCCACAGUCAUUUUCCCCACGGCCGAACUCUGUCAGAAAGCAACAUCAACAACGUACACCGUGAAAGAUCGCAAGGUGGUGUUGUUCUUCAAAAGAGUUGACAUCGCACAGGAUCCAUCUCAAAAACAAGCUCCAAAGAAGGAAAUGAAACCACAAAAAGAAAUGAAACCGCCCCAAAAGGCCGCGAAGCCGAAAGUAACGGGGGUUCCUUCAACGAUCGCGGCCGCGGAUUCAAUUCCGGUCGCGGAUUCGGAAAUCGCGGUGGGGGUCGUGAAGGUGGACGCGGUGGUCACGAGAACCGAGGAUUUAAGCAUGGUGGUCAUCGCGGUCGGGGUGGUGGAGGUGACGGCUUUCGAGGACGUGGACACUUUAACAACCGCGGUAGAGGCAACCGUGGAAGAGGACGCGCCUGAUUCAGACUUUCUCACCAUGUAUAUUUGA
Molecule: messenger RNA, 1440 nt
Organism: Echinostoma caproni
Lineage: Eukaryota; Metazoa; Platyhelminthes; Trematoda; Plagiorchiida; Echinostomatidae
Source: the annotation of a GenBank genome assembly